Molecule: messenger RNA, 1821 nt
Organism: Penicillium chermesinum
Lineage: Eukaryota; Fungi; Ascomycota; Eurotiomycetes; Eurotiales; Aspergillaceae
Exons: 2
Coding region: 1-1821 (606 amino acids)
Source: RefSeq, a predicted model, not a curated record
AUGAACUUCCAAGAUGACUUUGAGUCCGAACGUUCGGAGAGCACUGAUGAAGAAUGGUGGGCGGAAGAUCAGAACGAAGAUUCAAAUGACGAACAGGAAAUCGAGGAGCACGAAUACUCUACCUCCGAUGACCCGGCACGAACAAUAAAAAUCCGACUAUUCUUAAGAGAUGAAGGAUUCAGCGACUCUAAGUGGAUGAAAACCCUUGUUGCGGAAUGUACUUGCGAUGGCAGUGUUGUCGCCAAUGCUCUUGCUCGCUACAUUGAUCGAAUAUGCAUUCGCUCUGAAUUCUGGGAAAGAAUGGAAGAGGAAAGUGAGGGCAUGUGCGAUAUUGCCUUCAAUAUCUUUAAUCGAUUCGGAUUUAUCCAGACGAAUCCUCUUUUCAUAAUUGAAGAACUCUGUGUGACAGCAUUCGACCUACGUCGGAAAGGACUGGGACAAAAAAUGGCGACUUUGCUUUUGGAGAGAGCCAAACGGCUUAGCUCAGAAGACGAGGCAGUCGACGACAUUCUUCUUGAUGAAAAUCCUGAGUCCAAUGCGGUGUCUGAGCGAUUAUGGACUCUACAUGCUUUCGUCAGUCCUGGAAUUCUAACAUCCGAAAUCGAAUCACAGUUGAAGGGUAAAUCUGCAGAAGAACGAUUGAUAAUGAAGGAACAGCUUCAGUUCGGUGCUAUUAAUUUCUGGCGAUCUUGUGGUUUCCGCCGAAUUGGAGCAUCUCAUUGUUUUGCAUAUUCAUUCAACCUCCAGCAUCAGUCUCACGCUCUUACGGCGGCUUCCGAUUACAACCCGCGGAGAAGCCGGGCUGAAGAGCUUGAAACUGAGGAAUUGCAACUCAUUUACGAGAGUGAUCGUCAUAUUAGACCUCAGGACUUGAGAAUGGAAAGGCUUCGUGACACAUUGCCACUGCAUCAUGCAGCUCUUACUUUGACGGACGAAGAGCUCAAAGCCUUUUUCGUCAAUCAUGCUGACGAUGGGACUGACUGGGAUCGGUUAACCAACUCUGAAUCCACACUCCUGCAUCUGACAGCUUGUGAACUCAAGCCCCUAAGUACACAGUGGCUACUUAAGAAUGUCCAUUAUGCUGACUCCUGGAGGUCAGCCCGUGAUAUCAAGGGGAACACACCACUUGAAGCAUUACAGGAGAAGUUAGAGGAAAUGCGAAGUCAAAAGCGCGUUUUUGUCAGAGUCUUGAACAUAUCAGACCGCUUUGAAGGACACUGCGAUACUGCAGUAUCCUGUCUAUCCUUGCUGCAGGACCAGGUUGGUUUGGGGUCCAGUGAAGCAUACCUUCGCUACGGCUGUACCUGCGGAGGGUGCGUCGGAGGAUUCAUAUCUGCCCGAAUGAGGGACUCUCUGAUUUCUCAAGGCGAGGUCAAUUACGACCUCAGCCGAGAGUUCAUCAAUGAUGGCCAUUAUUGGGUAAAGAGUAAUAGCGACAUUCUCGUGCACCUCGAUCGCGAUGUGCGAAGAAAUCUCAAAACCAACAAAUCGCUCCGGAAAGGCUUUGUGAAUAUUUUCCAGAUUGCCGUAGAGUGUCUUGAGGCAAGAAGAGUUCCUACCCCAGAAAACCUGGAGUGGUUUUGUAACAAUCGGAGUGAGUGGCCACCGCAUACUAGGAACUUCUUACAACGUGCUGGGGUGCAAGGGGGCUGUCGGGCAGUGCUUCGGUAUAUGUUCGACGCUGCUAAGGAAGAGGAAGAAUACGAGGAAGCAGGCAAUGGAGAAUUUUAUCCCUCAUCAAACCUUCCGACUUGCAGAAAUGAUUACGAAUUUGAAUUCGUCGCUCGUGUUUGUGGUUAUGCUGAGUCUGAUUCUAUGUAA